ACCAAGUUCUUGUUUUGGUUUUGCCAGUAUUGUUUCAUUAUGCCCGAGCCGGCCAAGUCUGCUCCCGCCCCGAAGAAGGGCUCCAAGAAGGCGGUGACCAAGGCCCAGAAGAAGGAUGGCAAGAAGCGCAAGCGCAGCCGCAAGGAGAGCUACUCCGUGUACGUGUACAAGGUGCUGAAGCAGGUCCACCCCGACACCGGCAUCUCUUCUAAGGCCAUGGGAAUCAUGAACUCCUUCGUCAACGACAUCUUCGAGCGCAUCGCAAGCGAGGCUUCCCGCCUGGCGCACUACAACAAGCGCUCGACCAUCACCUCCAGGGAGAUCCAGACCGCCGUGCGCCUGCUGCUUCCGGGGGAGCUGGCCAAGCACGCGGUGUCGGAGGGCACCAAGGCCGUCACCAAGUACACCAGCUCCAAGUAAAUUCUCAAGCUCUUGUCCAACCCAAAGGCUCUUUUCAGAGCCACUCACUA
Molecule: messenger RNA, 470 nt
Organism: Gorilla gorilla gorilla (western lowland gorilla)
Lineage: Eukaryota; Metazoa; Chordata; Mammalia; Primates; Hominidae
Product: histone H2B type 1-F/J/L
Exons: 1
Coding region: 40-420 (126 amino acids)
Cellular component (GO): nucleosome
Molecular function (GO): protein heterodimerization activity; DNA binding; structural constituent of chromatin
Source: RefSeq, a predicted model, not a curated record